AGCGUUAUCUUGUGGACUUGCAACAAGUCGAAUAGAUUUUGAUUGGUCCAGAAAAAAAAUGGACAUGCCCAAGUUGCUAGACUGUUGACAGACGAUUGAAAUUGUCCAACACGGCACAUAUCUGCGUCAACUUUGCGGUUAUGUAUUGCAUAGAAUACGUGACCAAAUGUUAAACUUGUAAACUAAAAUCUCUUGAUCCUUAUUCAAGGUUUUAUUAUUGUCAUAAAAUUUUAAUAAUUUAUCAACUGAAAAAUGACCAAGCUAAUGGAAUGGCUGAUUGUUGCAUUUUUAUUGUUUGGCUCCUGGAUUGCUUUAAUUACAGGAAAUAUUCAUUCACCUACAAGCCUUAAAUGGUAUCACUAUUGGUUUCCAAUUAUCUUGCUGUUUCUAUUUGGUAUUUAUGCUGCAUUGAUUGUACUGUACCGUGUAUUUACUUUCAAUAAUUGUGAAGAUGCGGCUGCUGAACUUCAGAAACAAAUCAAAGAAGCAACUCAAGAUUUAACAAAUAAAGGAAUCAAGCUCAAGCAGCAUGCGUAACUGUUUUCAAUAGAUUAUAAGGAAUAUUUAUUGAAUACGAUGAUAAUUUCACAUUCCUAUAUGAAAACAGAUGAAAAAAAUUAUGUGUAAAUAUUUUAAUAAAAAAAAUCUUUAUUUUUUAUUCAUUACAUUCACAUUAUACAUUUUUUUUUAUUUUUUAACUUUUUUUUUUAAAGAGAAUUUUAUUGUAUGUCGAAUUUUAUAGUCAUUGUAAAGAUGUUGAUGCUGUGCUGCUCCUGUAAAAUACUUAGUGACAUAGGAACCAGGGAAAUAUGUGAACUUUUCAAUUCUAAACUUGAUAAUCAAAGAGAAACUUAAUGUUGGUAUUAUUUCACUAUUACUUUCUAUUUCAAAAUUUUUUACAAAUGGAAUUUUAUGGAAACAAAUUUUUUGCAGCAAUCUUGUAAUUCAUGAUAUGAAACAGUGCAUACCGUAAGUAAAUAAAUGCAAGUUGCAUAA
Messenger RNA from Nasonia vitripennis (jewel wasp), 996 nucleotides. It is a transcript of the gene Dpm3, whose product is annotated as dolichol-phosphate mannosyltransferase subunit 3. The record is from RefSeq and is a predicted model, not a curated record. The transcript is spliced from 3 exons. The coding region runs from base 253 to 537 and encodes 94 amino acids. NCBI's taxonomy places the organism in Eukaryota, Metazoa, Arthropoda, Insecta, Hymenoptera, Pteromalidae. Gene Ontology annotation, cellular component: dolichol-phosphate-mannose synthase complex; endoplasmic reticulum membrane. Gene Ontology annotation, biological process: GPI anchor biosynthetic process.